AUGGAGACGGAGAGUGCUGAUACUCGACCAUCCUUUGAGAAUAGAGACGAAGGCACUUCCAAAGAAUCGGAGCCGAAUAGAAGUAAUUAUCCCUUUGUCGUUAACACGGACAAUCUCAAUUCCUCGAACACUUCGGAGACUCCCCAACUUGAGACAACACCUGUAGAUUUUCGGUUUCCGACUACAAAUCAAUCAAGACAUUGCUUCACCCGCUACAUCGAACAUCAUAGGUGUGUUGCAGCUAAAGGUGAGGGUGCUUCUAAGUGUGAAAAAUUCGCAAGAUAUUAUCGAUCACUUUGCCCUGGUGAAUGGGUAGAUAGAUGGAAUGAGCAAAGGGAGAAUGGAACCUUUCCGGGUCCAUUUUAG
Papaver somniferum (opium poppy) is the source of this 366-nucleotide messenger RNA. RefSeq names its product cytochrome c oxidase subunit 6b-3-like. The transcript has 4 exons. Bases 1 to 366 code for a protein of 121 amino acids. The record is from RefSeq and is a predicted model, not a curated record. Gene Ontology annotation, cellular component: mitochondrion; respiratory chain complex IV. NCBI's taxonomy places the organism in Eukaryota, Viridiplantae, Streptophyta, Magnoliopsida, Ranunculales, Papaveraceae.